CCGUGCCGCCCCUCUCCGCCAUCGAGCCGCUCGGCAGGGGCCACUGGUGCAACCCUUGCCCAAUCACGCGCAAGGCGGCGGGCGUGCAGGUCGGCACCGGGCCGCGCCGCCAGCUCGAGCAGUUUUGCCGCGCCGAGGCGCGCGGCGCGAUCGGCACCUCCCCUCACCGCACCUGCUGCGCGCCCGACGAGCGGGGCUGCCGGCGCUGCGGCGAGGGGGAGAAGGCGCCGCUCAACCCAAAGGCGCUCGCGUGGCCCGUCUCGGACUGGCUGCGGGGCUGGGCGUCGCUGCAGUACCCCGCCGAGUUCGAGGCCGUCAAGGAGACGUGGCAGUGCUCGCACCCGUACUGCACCGGCCGAGACCGGAAGGCCUUCCCCUGAUCAGAGAGCCAUUUCCCCCGGAGCGUGGAGAGCUGGAGGGCGCGGGCUGUGCCGACGACGCGUGCGCGGUUCCUGGGGGGGGGGGCGUCGAGGGCGCCCCGCCCAGGCUGGUGUGAGCUCUCGAUCGUGUUCAACUUGUGCGCGAUGUGUGAUGCUGAUGGGGUCCGCGUGUUUAAUAUUUAUAUACGUCCAUUCCCAACUCUCGC
Messenger RNA from Emiliania huxleyi CCMP1516, 586 nucleotides. RefSeq lists its product as hypothetical. The record is from RefSeq and is a predicted model, not a curated record. The annotation marks the transcript as partial. The transcript has a single exon. Lineage: Eukaryota; Haptophyta; Isochrysidales; Noelaerhabdaceae.